UGGUAUGUGAGACUGAGAGGCAGAGCGCCAACCGUUGCAGAUAAGCACAUCCCCCACCAACACUACACGUGUCAGCCACCUACUUUUCCAAUUUUCAUAUCACAAAACCAAGUUAAUUCACACCACACCACAUUUUACACACUUGUGAACCCAUACGAUUCAAUUGAAGGCGAAGAAGAACAUGGCUGCAACUUCUUCCUUGUGCUCAUCCACCCUCCAAUCCCAAAUUAAUGGAUUCUACCUUCGCAAAACCUCCCUUCUCCACCCUCCUUCUCUUACUUUCUCCAGGAGGAAAUUUUCAACCACGGUGAAGGCUUCAUCUCGUGUUGACAAGUUUUCAAAAAGCGAUAUCAUUGUUUCUCCAUCCAUUCUUUCUGCUAACUUUUCAAAAUUGGGAGAGCAGGUGAAAGCUGUCGAGUUGGCUGGUUGUGAUUGGAUUCAUGUUGAUGUAAUGGAUGGUCGCUUUGUUCCAAAUAUUACAAUUGGACCUCUUGUGGUUGAUGCAUUGCGUCCUGUGACUGAUCUUCCUUUGGAUGUACACCUGAUGAUUGUAGAGCCUGAACAAAGGGUGCCAGAUUUUAUCAAGGCAGGAGCUGAUAUUGUCAGUGUUCACUGUGAACAAUCUUCCACCAUCCAUUUGCAUCGUACAGUUAAUCAAGUGAAAAGUCUGGGAGCUAAGGCUGGUGUUGUCUUAAACCCUGCUACCCCCUUAACUGCAAUAGAAUAUAUCCUUGAUGUGGUUGAUUUGGUCUUAAUUAUGUCCGUAAACCCUGGAUUUGGUGGCCAGAGUUUUAUUGAGAGUCAAGUAAAGAAAAUUUCUGAUUUGAGAAGAUUGUGCGCGGAGAAGGGAGUGAACCCAUGGAUUGAAGUAGAUGGUGGAGUUGGUCCAGCAAAUGCUUACAAGGUGAUUGAGGCCGGAGCCAAUGCACUGGUUGCUGGUUCUGCUGUGUUUGGAGCUAAAGAUUAUGCUGAAGCUAUAAGAGGAAUUAAAACCAGCAAAAGACCUGAAGCAGUCGCUGUGUGAAGCCAGCAUGAUUGUAAGCUCCAAUACAGUAUUCAUGAAUUAGCGGCCUAUUAGGCACCAUUAUGUUGCCUGGCUUGCUGUCACCACUGGCUAUUGCUUCUCUCUGGAAUUAACUAUAAGAAAUCAGUCCAAGUAAGGCUGCUGCUGUGAUGCGUAGUUUGUGUAUAAUCUUUUGGAGUAUCAGAACAAAGGUUAAGUCAAGAUAAUGCCCUUGACCCUGUAUCAGCUUGUAACCUGACAGUUAUAUCCCCCCAUAUUGUAAAACAGUUGUGCUUUCUAUCAAUACAACCAGCUAAAUACAUUGUAUGCUUUUUUUGUCAAA
Messenger RNA from Cajanus cajan (pigeon pea), 1346 nucleotides. RefSeq names its product D-ribulose-5-phosphate-3-epimerase (gene RPE). Gene Ontology annotation, molecular function: D-ribulose-phosphate 3-epimerase activity. Lineage: Eukaryota; Viridiplantae; Streptophyta; Magnoliopsida; Fabales; Fabaceae. The record is from RefSeq and is a predicted model, not a curated record. Gene Ontology annotation, biological process: carbohydrate metabolic process; pentose-phosphate shunt.